Molecule: messenger RNA, 1765 nt
Organism: Sinocyclocheilus rhinocerous
Lineage: Eukaryota; Metazoa; Chordata; Actinopteri; Cypriniformes; Cyprinidae
Product: TOM1-like protein 2
Exons: 12
Coding region: 6-1277 (423 amino acids)
Biological process (GO): signal transduction
Cellular component (GO): membrane; endosome
Molecular function (GO): ubiquitin binding; clathrin binding; phosphatidylinositol binding
Source: RefSeq, a predicted model, not a curated record
UCAAGAUGGAGUUCUUGUUAGGGAAUCCGUACAGCUCUCCCGUCGGCCAGUGCAUUGAGAAAGCCACAGAUGGCUCCCUGCAGAGUGAAGACUGGACACUCAACAUGGAGAUCUGUGACAUCGUUAAUGAGACCGAGGAAGGGCCCAAAGAUGCCAUGCGCGCAGUGAAAAAGAGACUCAACGGCAACAGGAACUUCCGUGAAGUGAUGCUGGCUCUAACCGUGCUGGAGACUUGCGUGAAAAACUGCGGCCACCGUUUUCACAUCCACGUCGCCAACAGAGACUUCAUCGAAGGUGUCUUGGUGAAGAUCAUCACUCCGAAGAGUAACCCUCCCGCUAUAGUACAGGACAAAGUGCUGUCACUGAUUCAGGCUUGGGCAGAUGCGUUCAGGAGUUGCCCAGACCUCACUGGAGUCGUGCACAUUUACAAGGAGCUCAAGAGGAAAGGAAUUGAGUUUCCCAUGGCAGACCUGGACGCUUUGUCGCCCAUCCACACACCACAGCGGGGGGUCCCAGAGGUAGAUCCAGGCACACACAAAUACCGAGCGCCCUCGCAGCCCAACACAGCGUCUCAGACGGCCCCUACACCUGCUGCUGCUGCUGCUGCAACAGCUGACUUCAACCCCACCCAGAUCCCAACUGUAUCAGGACCGAUCACAGCAAACCCAGAGCAGGUCACACAGGUCCUGAAUGAGGCUUCAGAGGAGGAUAAUCUAAUAGAUUUGGGUCCUGGUUCUCCAGCAGUGGUCACUCCUCGGGUCAGCGCUACACCCACAUCCACCCUGCAGCCUCCUGCUGCUGCUGCUGCAUCUCUCUCCACACAGCUGGCAGGACAAGACGUGGGUGCAGACAGCGUCCCCGGGACUCUCAGCUCUCUAACCGCUCGCAACCCUCAGGAUGACUUUGACAUGUUCGCCCACACCAGGUCCAGCUCUCUGGCCGACCAGCGCAAAAACGUUAAAUAUGAGGAACCUCAGGCUCUGGUGGGCCUGGCGUCUGCUUUAGACAUCAGACAGCAAAAUGCCACUGGGAUCCCCGUAUCGCAGUCCUCUGUCAUGGAUGACAUUGAGGAGUGGCUCUGUGCUGAUGUGAAGGGUGAAGAGGCCGAGGAAGGAGUCACGAGUAAAGAGUUCGACAAGUUCUUAGAGGAGCGGGCCAAAAGUGCAGACAAGGCUUUACCGUCGGCCCCUGCUGGAGGGCCCAGACCUCCCGCGAGCACGUCUAGCAGCAACCGCAGGACGACACAGCAGACGGAGGACAAUCUCUUUGCCUUGUAGACCAGUGACGGGACAGAUGAUCACACUCCCUUCCAAACGCUUGCUGUUACUGAUAGAGCACUGUGAGAAUCCAGCUUCAUAACCGCUAUAACCUUCGAGCUGAACGGUGCAGUCAAGCCAUGGCUUAAGCAAACAUGUAGCCAAAAUAAUUCUCUUUAGAGAGCUCGUUUGUUUCACUCCUGUCGAAUGGAGCCGAUUGGUUUCGUAUUUAUCGCUCAUUAAUGAACUAACGCUCUUAAAGUUGGUCAUUCCAUGAGCGCGCCGUUCUGCGAGGUGUUCAUGCGGGCCGGUUCUGAGUCAACUAUGGAUUGUGACUCGGUCUGUCUCUGUGGUAAACGGCGCUCUGCUGAAGCAAAGUGGCUACAUUCUCAUAAUCAUCAUGUGCGAAUUACCAGACAGAAGAAUAAAAACGUGCUUUCCGUUGAUAAAGGUUUUUGUAAAAAUAUUUAUAAAACGGAGAGUUCCGGUCCUUGAUUCUGAUUGGCUGA